Molecule: messenger RNA, 1035 nt
Organism: Candida tropicalis MYA-3404
Lineage: Eukaryota; Fungi; Ascomycota; Pichiomycetes; Serinales; Debaryomycetaceae
Exons: 1
Coding region: 1-1035 (344 amino acids)
Molecular function (GO): oxidoreductase activity, acting on the CH-OH group of donors, NAD or NADP as acceptor
Source: RefSeq, a predicted model, not a curated record
AUGCCAGUAGUGACUGUGUUUGUAUCCGGUGCUUCAGGAUUUAUUGCUCAAGAAUUAAUCAAACAAUUAAUUGCAAAGAACUACCAUGUCGUUGGAUCAGUUAGAUCUCCACAAAAAGGUGAUUCAUUAAAAGAUUACUUAAAAUCAGCAGGCUUAAAAUCUGAUAAUUUUAGUUAUGAAGUCGUUAAAGAUAUUGCUGUUGAAUGUGCAUUUGAUGAAGCAUUGAAGAAACAUCCAGAAGUUACAGUUUUCUUACAUACUGCAUCUCCAUUUCAUUUUAGAGCCAAAGAUAUUGAAAAUGAAAUGUUAAUCCCUGCAAUUAAUGGUACUACAAAUGCAUUAAAAGCAAUAGUUAAAUAUGGACCACAAAUUAAACAUGUCGUGGUAACAUCAUCAGUAGUAGCUGUGGGAAAAUAUGGGAAAUAUGCUGGUGCUAAUGAUAAAUUUAAUGAAACUGAUUGGAAUCCAAUUGAUUAUGAAACGAGUAAGAAAAAUCCAUUUUAUGGAUAUUUUGGAUCAAAGAAAUUUGCUGAAAAGUCAGCUUGGGAAUUUAUCAAUACUGAAAAACCAAAUUUUAAAUUAUCGACGGUUAAUCCUGCUAUGGUUUUGGGACCACAAGCUUUCCCUAUUACUUCAACAAGAGAAUUAAAUACAUCUUCUGAAGAAAUCAAUAGUUUGUUAAAGUUAAAACCUGGAGAUAAAAUAAAUUCACUUGAAGGGACAUAUAUUGAUGUGAGAGAUGUUGCAAGAGCACAUAUAGUAGCAUUUGAAAAUGAUGAUGCAAAGGGGAAAAGAUUAUUACUUGUUGCUGAAAUGUAUAAUGGAUAUGAUUUAUUAGAUAUCGUUAAUAAGAAUUUCCCACAAUUGAAUUUACCUAAAGGUGAUUCAUCAAAGGGAAUCACCGGAAAGGUGGAUAAAUGGAAUACUAAAGCUACCAAGAAAAUCUUGGAAUUUGAAUAUAUUGGGCUUGAAAGAAGUGUUGUUGACUCGGUUAAACAAAUUCUUGACACCAAAAGUGGUAGUUCUAAGUUAUAG